UGGAGGGGCCAGGAAGGACAGCCUCCUCCCCGGGAGAGCCCCGCCUCAGACCCAGCGCCUCAGGUGGCGGCAGGGCGGGCUAUCCCGUAGGGAAGGAAGGAGGCUCUCUUUCUCGUGGGCAGAAGGCGGUGUCUCCGCGCGGGAACGAGCUCCCCUCAGUCGGACCCGCAGCACGACGCCCUCCCUCUCUUCCUGGCCAUAGGUUUUGCUUCUGAACUGCCUUUCCAUUCUCUGGAGCCGCCUCAGCCCGAAAGAAGAAGGCGUAUUUCAGUUGCAAAUGGACCUGGCCAGUGAGAAGCUAAGGAAGGAGCUUGAGGAGGAGUUGAAACUUGGCACCGAGCAGCUGCGCAGCCACGCUUGGUACCAUGGCUGCCUGCCACGUCGGGAGGCAGAAUCCCUGCUGCAGGAUGAUGGUGACUUCCUCAUCCGAGAUUCCCGUUCCAGCCAAGGCGACUAUGUCCUGUCGUGCUCCUGGAGGGGCCAAGCCCUGCACUUCAAGAUCAUCCGUGUCGUGCUCCGCCCCCGGAAGGGCUAUUCCCGCACCCUCUUUCAGUUUGAGCAGGAGCAGUUUGACAAUGUGCCUGCUCUAGUGCGCUUCUACGUGGGCAACCGGAAGCCCAUCUCAGAUGUCUCAGGAGCUGUGGUGUCCCAUCCAGUCAAUAGGAACGUGCCUCUUCGGUGUAUCAAGGAGCGCUACAGUGACACUGGCCAGCCCCCUGGACCAAAUAAAGAAGAUGAGGCACCCUUAAGACGGCUCAGCUUUUGUGCUGCCCCAGUUGGGGAAGAAACAGAAGGGAACCUAAUCCGAAUGAAAGAUCGAUGUGGAAGUGACCCCAGUAGCCUAGACCAGGUUGGACAGAGACCUUCCUUGCAGAGUGCCCAGUCGGACAGCAAUUUACUGUCAGGCAGCCCGGAAGCUUCACCUGGAACUCAGGACCGAAGCCAGCUCCCGCCCUUAUCUCCUGCGUUCCGCACCGGGAGCGACCCUGUCCUGCGGGCAAAUGCUCCAUUGCCUAACCUGCUGGGAGGCCCGGCAUUGAGUGGCUCUGAAGGGCGGCUCCACUCCAAGGCUCCUCCCAAGCCCCUGAGGGCCUUGUCUGUGCUGGUGAGCGACUACUGUGAACUGGUCCCCAGACCUCCUGAUGGCCCACGAAGCCACGUGGAACGACUGCGGUUGGAAGAGAGGUGGCGUGGCCGGGCCCACAUCACCGAGACAGCCUUUGGGUUCCUGGACACUGAGCCAACCCCUUCUCCCCUUCCCCACUUGGUGGAGGCUGAAGAGGAAUCAGAAUUUGAGAGGCCCCAGAUGGAUGGAGUCUCCUCUUUUCAGCCCCAAAACUUCCACUCGCUCCUUUUGAGUCCUGACAACAAGCCCCUAGAGUCCAGCACUCUCAAGCGCCUCAAGGAGAUCUUUGCCCAGCACGAUUGCCGCACAACAGCACUUCAUGUUCUGCAGAUGGACUGCCAGGCUGCCAAAAUCAUUGGGGUCUCCAAGGAGCAGCGACAAGCAAUGGGGGUGAGCUCAGGCCUGGAACUCAUCACUCUGCCUCAGGGGCAUCAGUUGCGCCAAGACUUGCUGGAAAGGCACCACACCAUCACUCUGGGCAUUGCUGUGGACAUCCUCGGUUGCACAGGAGCAGUGGAUGAGCGGGCGGCCACUUUGAGCAAGAUUAUCCAGUUGGCGGUUGAACUGUGGAGGUCAGCUGGAGACCUCUUUGCCUUCUCGGCUGUGAUGAAAGCCUUGCAGCUACCACAGAUCACACGAUUGGAACAAACAUGGAAGCACCUGCGCCAAAGCUACACCCAGAGUGCCAUCAUCUUUGAGAAAGAGCUGAAGCCUCUCAUGGGGCGCCUGAACAGGGCUGAAGGGAAUUCAGUCUCCUCCCCAAAGGAGGCUGCAGUUCCCCACAUCCUGCCCCUCCUCAGCCUUAUGGAAGGAGAAGAAUUGUGGGGGGACAGUGGAGAAACGUGUGAUGUCCUUCUAAAAAUGCUAGAAGCUGGCCGCUUCAUUGCCACCAAUGCCAAUGCCUUUCGAGUCAGUGCUGAGGCUAAGCUCCAAGGUUUCCAAGCUACUCCAGAGCUCCUGGAAGCAUUUCAGACAGAAUUCUCUCUUCGUUUAUUCUGGGGCAGCAAAGGAGCCGAGGCAGGCCGGGCUGAGAGACACAGGAAAUUCGAACAGAUCCUGACUGUGCUUUCGCAGAGACUAGACUAAAAAGCUCAUGGAAGACUACUUUAAUUCCUCUGGGAAUGGAAAAGAGAAACAAAGGGAAGAGCUCCCCACUGCUGGAAGGAAAUGCACACUGAGCUGAAACCUGGGAGUGUGCCAGGCACUGAAUGGUGUAGAGGGUGUUGUUUGCAAGGAGCUGAACACUUACCAGAGAUACAGACACUUUCUACAGGAGAAAAAAAAAUGGCUUUCUUUCCAUGGACAGAAAUGACGGUGCAUUCCCCUUAAAUGUGGUGCCUUGUUUUUUGCUAAUACUGUCGGGUUCUGCAAAGGACCAGGAAAGGAAUAGCCAGCCCUUGAUCGGUAUGUGGUGUGGAGAGUACCACUGUCUCUACCUGCUGCAGAUCAGAAGCUUAGCAGGCUAGGACUUCUGGCAGAGGCCCAAAUCUGGCUUGGUAGCAAUUGUGUGCAUGGAUUGUAAGAGUGGGAACAAUGACUACUUUGGAAAAGACAGUUUGGUUUAGUCAGUCAGUCAGUCCAAAAAAGCUAGUCACACAAACAAAGGUUCUCAGCUGCUGACAGAGCGGCGGAUGAAGAGAACUGAGGCGGUGGCCCCACCCACCUGCUACUUAUACUCACAAGGGGAGAGUGGGCGGGGCUAACCGCCAGAAAAGUUUUCAAAUUUAUCUAGAAGGUUCCAAAGCUGUCUGCUCAGGUGCAGAACCUACCAUAUGUGCGAUUCACAGUUGACCACGGUGGGAAAACAAUGACUACUUUGGAAAAGAAUGGGAUACGUUGCAUCCAGUGGCGGCCCUAGGUAAUUUUCAAUGGUAAGCAAACAGUAUUUUGGUGCCCCCCCCCCAACCAAUCAUUGAUAUAUAUAUUUUCUGUUCGUCGUGGGAGUUCUGUGUGCCAUAUUUGGUUCAAUUCCAUCAUUGGUGGAGUUCAGAAUGCUCUUUGAUUGUAGGUGAGCUAUACAUCCCAGUGACUACAACUCACAUAUGUCAAGGUCUAUUUUCCCCCAAGAGCACCUCAAGAGCGCCCCUGAGCAAAAUCAACUAUACUGCAAAAGCUUACUUUGCAUAAUGGGUUGAGCCGCCCCUGGUUGCAUCUCUAUUAACAGUCUGUGGUUGCAGUUCCACAUGUCGACAGUAGUGUUGUUUUCUUUUAAAAAACAAGUUGCUUUGUGAUUUUAAGCACCUUAAGGAGUAUAAGUAGAAAACGGAAUGCACUUUAAAGUGGGGCAGAGUUUGGGCCUUCGUGAUCUCCUUUUGUUUUCCAAUCGAAACCUAGAGUCCUGCAGCUGGACUCAGAUAUUAAAUCAUUUCCCAAGAAGCGAGAAGUAGUACUGAAGAACAAUAUCUCUUGGAGCAUUUGCCCAGUCUAGGUUUUGGUACCAAAAAUGGGGUGCGACCAUAAAUCUCUUAUCUCCUCCCUUUUCUACUUUUCAGGAACUGAAUUUAGGAGACAAAUGAGGCUUUUUGUUACUGCAUUGGUGAACCAAUCAGCAGUCAGAAGCUGCUUCUAGGCUACAUGCUUUUUCUUAACAUAGGAAGCUGCCUGUAACUUCUUAAUGGUAAAGAAACUUCAAAUUACAUAGUUUGCUGAUGCAUUCUCAAGACAAUAUAAGGCAGGGGUCCUCAAACUAAGG
Messenger RNA from Anolis sagrei ordinatus, 3818 nucleotides. The record is from RefSeq and is a predicted model, not a curated record. Lineage: Eukaryota; Metazoa; Chordata; Lepidosauria; Squamata; Anolidae.